GGGGGUGGUAGUAGCAGCAGCAGCAGCAGCAGCAGCAGCAGCACUGGCGUGUUCAGUGUUGACUUGGCUGUGUGAGGGAGAGCACGCGCCGCUCCUACCUCCACCGUCGCGAUAGUUCGACGUUGAGCCAACCGCGUUUAGUCGCCCGCCCAGCAGCGCCGGUCGGCCCAGUCUCCGCCACCACUGGCCUGCCUGAGUGUCGUUGUGACUUCCCAUGAGGUCACAUGUGCUCUAGUUUUGCCACCAGCCCGUCGGUGACACCUCCGCAGCCGUGACCUGUGUGAGGCGCCGUCCUGUGCUCCUCGCGGGGCGUCCUGUCUGUGCGGCACACCUGUGAGAUAUACCUGUGCGCCGUGCCCACCCCCCUUCCCCCUGGCACGCGGGAAGUGAGUGACGAGCGGGAGAGUCGCCGGACACGUGACUGGGGGAGUAGUAGCCAUGCUGACUGGCGGCGGCGGCGUCAUCGUGAGGUUGGAGGUUCGCAGGAAUUUGAGGCGUGGACCAAGUGACGUCACCAACUAAAGGGAGUGUAACCUACCGCACUCAGGCGCGCCUCACUACUCCUGAAUAUAAAACAAACAAAAACCAUUAACACGCCCUCGCCUCGUGUUGACGUGCGUGAGAGAGCGAGAGGGAAAGGCAGCGAGGAGAAAGAGACUCGUGCCAGAAUCACGGCCGUGGAAGACACCCAUAACUAACGUAGACAGCACCACCACCAUCGCCGCCACCACCACCCUCACCACCACCACGGCAACCAGCAUUCAGUGUCACCAGGACCAUCACCAUCACCACUACUGCUGAUCUGUAUCAAGGCGACGCUCUAAGUAUCACUAUUCACGCCACCAUCGCUGCCACCUCCAGGAGAACGUCACCACAAACACCACAGAAGAUACCACAGUGUCCUUACACCACCACCACCACCACUACCAACAACAACAACAACAACAACAACAACCGUCACCAUGAACAAUUACCACCAGCAAAUUCCAGGAAUCAGUAUGCAUAAGGGAUACGCCUUCGUUCAGUUCACCAACCCAUUCGAUGCCCGCUCAGCCUGCAUGGGCGAAGAUGGGCGCGGGGUGUUUGGCCAGAUUCUGGCCCGAGAUGACGUCAAACACCGCUUCUCCCGCCGCUGCCAGCCUGCAAUAAAUACCAUAUUGCAAAAUGUCAACCUGGUGGCCGAACCCAAGCCACACCAGAUCGGCCGCAAACGUCCCAAUGUGGCCAAGACAAGCGGGGACUGGGAGCAGUUCUACGACAGUUACAAUGCUGGGGGAGCCAUGGGGGCAUGCGGGCCACGCCUGACGCCCCCCCUAAAGCGCCCCCGCCUGGUGGUGCCAAGCAUGAGACAACAGCCCCGGGCACAGUCGCCGAAGAAGGUUGCAGCCCCGGGACUCGAGGAUCUGAAGACCUACAGAAAUAAUCACCUUACCUCCUUUGCCUCACACGCUGGAGGUAGCCCAGACAUCCUUAUUUGUGGGAACUGCCGCGAGCUCUUCUCCAACCUCAGUGAUUUCAUUGACCACCGAAGGACCUACUGCAAGCUGCGGUUCACCUGCAAAUGUUCCUCACACAACGGUAUAUUACGUACAGAAGAGAGUGCCCUACUUCUCUGUGCACUCUGCAAGGAGAACUUUGCCUCUGCCUGGGAUCUGAUGGUGCACGCUCAGGCAGCUCAUAUGGUCAACAUUUACCAGCUGGGCUCCAAGGAUGCUUCCCAGGAUGGCAGUUCAAGCAUUGCUGCUGAGGACAGUGCAGCUGGCAAUGACCUUACAACAGAUGCCACCAGUGAAAGUAAUGGGGGUGAGGCGAGUGGUGAGGCGUCAGCUGGAAUCAAGGAGGAGGAAGAAGGCCUCUCCACACUGCCCAAAGAGAAUGGCGUUGGAGGGGAGGAGGAGGGUGAGGGAAGCAGUGAGAUGAUGAAUUCUUCCCCAAUCCUUCCUCAGUCUGAGAUGGAUCAGGGAGAGGGGGAGAGAGAGACGGGAAUGGUGCAGUGAACCCCUGACCCACAACCCCUCUCCCAGCACCAGCUCCCCACCACCACACCCCACCACACCUUACUACCAUAUCCUUCUCCCAUCCUCACAACCUCACCACAACAUCCCCCACAUUUGCCUCUCACCUCUCAGCGAUUCUUUGCUCCUCAUCUCCCAACCACUCCCAUUUCCCAGCCCUGGCUACCCAUCCACACUCACCCAUGCCCACUCCCACCACAGAUGUCAGGAGAACCUUGGGUGUGGUGGUGACUCUCUCCCUCUGCCCCCCCAGAACAAAACUGACACACAUCUCGAGCCUUGUGGAUUGAUGAGACACAUUCGCCGAAGAAGAAGCAAUAGUUCGCCUCUUUCACACCUUUGUGGACUCCACCUCUGACUCUGUUGGUCUGUGUACUACUUACUCCCCGACAUAGACUCUUUUUUUAUUCUCUGUGCUGUAGUUCCAUGUAAUCAAAGUGUUUUUCCAUUCUACAUUGUCACUCCUUCAGAGGAAAACGAAAAUAACAAUGAAUAGGUUUAGGGUGUUUGAAGGGCAUCAGUGUGUCUGGCAGGGGAUGAACAGAUGGCCUCACCACCAACAACCAGGAGCAUUAUAACAACCACCACCAUCACAGCCACUGCUAUCAUCAUGAGGCAUUAUCUUCCCAUCUUUCACCGGACAUAUCUGUAGUUACCAGUCAACACAAAACAAAAUGCAUAUCUCACCAAACUAUCAUGCACUGGAUGCAGUGGCAUAUACAUAACCUGGAAUGACUUUGAGGUUUAACCUUUCACUGGUAUGUGAAUUGGAUAUAAGGUCACUUGAAAUAUUAAGCAAUUAUCUUCUCUGCCCCUGGAAAUACUCAAGCUGAAAUAAAUACUGCUUGUAGCCAACACAAUAUAGGAAAAUCAUGCAGAUGUAACAGUUGGUGACAGUAUACCAAGACAUCCCAAAGCAUUAAUCUCAGAGGCAAUUGUAACCAGAUAAGGAGCAUCAUGCAGCUGGUGGCGAGGCAAUGCUCCCCCCUAGAGUAGCUGUCAUAGGUAGUGUCAAGGCAGCCUCAAACCCCAGUAGCAGUGACCAUUGUGCCCUAAGGUAGCAAGGGGCGUCAUGCUGUAGUUUCAGUGGGAUGUCAUUCAUAGCUAGUGGUGAGGCCUUGCACCCUGGGAUGGUGAGGUAUGUUGCCCUGGUUAUGGUGUGGUCUAGUCUGUUACUCUAGUCUUUAGAAUUAUCUAUUAAACAUAAGUUAGAUAAGCAGUGCAUAACAGUGGGCAGUUUUGUGGUCACUUUGUCAUUUCCACGACGACUCUUCCUAUAGCGACAAACAGGUACUGAGAUAUGGUAAGGUUUAUGUAUUUUUCUAUAGCAUCAGUGCAAAUGUAACUCAUUUAGAACACUUGGAAGACAUUUAGUCAAGUUUUUUUUUUGCUGUAUUUUUUACGUGUAAUAUUUACAACCUUUGUUUCUUAGUGACAAUAUUUGUUGCGGCUACAGGCCGCUGAACCACCAUGGUAGCCACCAGAUGCGAGCAAUCAUUCAAAUGCUGUGAUGUGAACUUUAGGGUAAAUUUUGUCACUUGGAACCACUAGUAAAUGAUAAAAUAGAAUAGCUUCUUUUCAUAUGAAUCUUUACAAAGAUUCUCUUGUAAAUCAAAGUUUAAAAAAAGACAUGUUACAGUAGAGCUCUGUUUCGUACGUUUCCUUAAAGCAUCAACGAAGACCCUAGCCCGGACUCACCCGAGGACCUCUGGCGGCGAGGCUACGAGUUCGGUGGUGACAUCAUGUCUGUAAACAAUGGAAAGAUUCUAGUGCCUCUUCCACCAAACCCAGAAAGAAUCUAAUCAGUUUCAUUCAUGUGACAUCGUAUUUGGCCUGCACUGGUCCCCUCCCUCACCUGGCAGGCAGUGUGAGGCAAGCAGGGGAGGACCCACUGGAGGAUCUGCCGGUGGUUGCUCACCCUCAGGGUGCAUAGCGCAACUCCACUAGACUCUCCUCGGGAGCAAAUUGACAAUCGGAUCCCGUGCAAGUAGUGCUGGACACAUGUGAGAAGUGUGGGGACUUCCUUGUAGUUUUUGUUCACUCAGCUUUGUGCAGAGUCAGUUCAGAAAUACAUAUCAGGGUCAAGUGUUGGGCGGUAAAUAUUUUGUGUAAAGAGGGAAGAACUCUUGCUGGAAAAUAUCAGUGCUGGCCACAGUGCCACACCAGAUCCACAGAGUGUAGGGAGGGUGUCUCUGUGCCAAAGGUAAGCUAGAUGUGCUUAAGGAGCAUAGCGGUAAGAUAUAAACGUGUGGUCCCCGUAGGAGUAACCAUGACUAAAAAAUACUGAAAUGUAGAAAUCUGUAGUAAUUUAGGUGACCCUUGAUGUCCUCUCCUGCAGCAAAGGUCAUGCAGGCGAGCAAGAGUUCGCUAAUAGGAAGACAUAAUUGUCUUGUCAUUGGACACUAUCCUCGCAGCCGUUCAUGACUUCUUGCUGGAUGCCUCUCCCCCUCCCCCACCGCUCAAGUGCUCACAGUCUCGUAAUGUUUUGUCAGACUUCAGGCCAUGUGGAGGCCUAUGCAUGUUGAGGACUGAAGAUGAUGUAAUAAAGAUCGCCGAAGAUUGCCUUCGUUUUGUGUACAAAUCUCUCAAGUGAUCUGUGAAGACAUGGCUUUGUUGGUUGUUUAAAGGAUAACUUUAGAAAUUAGGUACAUAUCAUUACUCAUGUCUUUGUCUUAGAGGUGAACCUGAUCUGCUGCCGACUGCGUGAGCGCCGGCCGCCGUGCAUCACCUGGGUCUGUGCAGCUAAUUAGGUUGCGCUUAGCUGUAGCAUCUAUGUUGAUUUGGAAUUCGGAUUGAACAACUUCAAAUGUGAGUGUUAAGGCAUAAUGACAAUAACUCCAUGGGGUAUCGGUAGUUCUCCAGUACGAGGUAGUUCUGAUAUGACUAUCUAAAUGGUGCACAAUUAGCGAACCUUUGUAAAUGGUGAACUGACCAGUGUCUCAGCAGUCUUGACGAUCCUGAGUCUUAGAGAAACUUUUCAUACAAAGUUGAACGUCGUUAAUGCGUUCAGACUUUUUCAUAUAGACUUAGAAAUAUAUGAUCGAAAUUUGUUUUUACCUCUUUGUCUGUGGUGGAGCCUCUGGCACCUCCCUCAAGCAGGAACCGGCUGCCCCACACACACUGUCGUCUCGUGCCCGCUAGGACGACCAACGUAGGACAACUCAGUCUUUCUCUUAGUGAUCCCGGUAGUCACUGUAUGUUGCAGCGGCAACAACAGCUGAUAUCCUCUCUCAGGGCCGUUCUUCUUUUUCCUUUUCUUCAUUUUUGUUUCGCGAAUACCUGUCAGAAACAUGCACAACCAAAACUGUUUCAAGUAUGCAAAAAACUAGUUCAGUGCUAUAAAUGCUUGUAGGCAGAUAUACACACAAGGUCAUAUAUUGUGUAUAAUAUACUAAAGUGUUACUUACUGUUAGGAACAAAUAACUACUAAAUAUACUGACUAUAAAAUGUACUUACUCCUGAACACCCCUAACUUCACAUUCACAUCAUUCCAUAGUAGAAUAAAAGCCUUCAUUCAUGACAGGUGAAUAUUCAAACAAAUUUCAAUUGCCUUGAAGCGUCAGUUUGUGACCUGCAGUUCACGAAACAAACAAAAAAAAGGAGAAUGGCCUGUUAGUUUUAGUAUUAUACUCAACAUGUAAAGAAAAUGACCACAAGGCGGGCAACAAGAACCCUGGAUGGGAUGGGGCGAGAUAGGGCACUCAAACCCCUCACCCCAAUUCAGAGGUAAAUUCUGAAGUCACUGCCACCUGGCCUGGCCAUUGAGGCCCAGGUUGGUGCGCAGACAGAUGCCCUCUGGAGCCCCUUGGGGAAAGCUAUGCUAUGACUUCAUAUAAUUGUCCAUCAGUAUGGAAUUACUGAGGUCAACCUAAACUUCCUCCCUCAUCUUAUUAAUUUUUUCCCAUAACUUCCUUCCAUGCUCCUCUCUGCCCCACACUCCUUUCUGCCAAGCUCUCACUUUUUAUAAUGUAGCUUUUGGUGUCUUACAAAUUACUCUGUAUUAUACACAAAAUACAAUAUUUUAAAUUAACUACAUAAAAUUCAGGGAGAUGGCACAUCUACAGAAUGGAGCAAAAAAAAAGGUGAGUAUAUUUCUGAUCAGUAUUUUCCUCUAUGGAGAGAAAGUUUAAGGUUAGGAUGGCACUCUCCUCAGAGGCUCAAGAUCAGGGAGGCUUCAGUCUGCCACAUCGACCAUUUCUCUCCGGGUCAUGUGCCUUCCCUCGCCCCCUACCACUACCCUAGGGAAGAUAAGGCUCGUCAUGUAUUAUCAAUGGAUGCAUGAAUAAAAAGAGGUGACUCUAAAAGCUAUGCCUUAGCUUAAAUGAAUGAUAUAAAGGAGGCUUUUAAUUUUCACAUAUUUCUUUUGUUGCUUAAGGAUUAUAUACUUUGACAAAUUUGUAUGUCAUUGACAUUUGUUCACUCACUGUAACUAUUAUUGUGUAUGAUAAACUACACACCUGUUUUCUUUAUUUCAGAUAGUAGUUGUGCCAUCAACAAAAAUAUAACAAAAACUAGUUGAAGAGAUCUUUCAAGUCAAAAUUCAGUUUUAGUAUUUGUCAAGCAGGUUGCAUCUGGUUGUGCAAAAAGAAUUUAGUAUCUUUUUUUCUGUUGUUGACAGUAAUGGUUCCAGUUUUGUAUUCAAUGACAAGUUUAUAUAUUUGCCGUUAAUAAUAAUAAUAAUAAUAAUAACAAUAAUAAUAAUAAUAAUAAUAUUAAUAAUAAUAAUAAUCUUAACAGUAAUAAUACCCAAUAAUGAUGACAAUGACAAUGACUCACUCUCAUGACCUAGACGCAGCUGCAACUCAUGGUUUCCCUGCCCAUAUUAUAUCCACUGCACCUUUACAUAGCAACAUUUUACAUAACACACACACAAACACACACACGCACAGUUCAUUUGGUCAUGAGUGGUCUCUAGAAAAUAAACAGCAGAUGAAAGGAUAUUGGUAAAGUUAACUUGGUCUGAUGACAUCAUUAAAGGCCUGUUGUCUAGCGGUGGUCAUAUUUACAUACAGUAUCGUGUUAAGUGUAUGUUACUUUAAUGAAUGUUUUGUAACAGUUGGGAAGUAAACAUUGUUACCAGCAA
Molecule: messenger RNA, 7098 nt
Organism: Scylla paramamosain (green mud crab)
Lineage: Eukaryota; Metazoa; Arthropoda; Malacostraca; Decapoda; Portunidae
Product: heterogeneous nuclear ribonucleoprotein C-like
Exons: 12
Coding region: 963-1997 (344 amino acids)
Cellular component (GO): nucleus
Molecular function (GO): RNA binding
Source: RefSeq, a predicted model, not a curated record